Molecule: messenger RNA, 4810 nt
Organism: Drosophila kikkawai
Lineage: Eukaryota; Metazoa; Arthropoda; Insecta; Diptera; Drosophilidae
Product: putative fatty acyl-CoA reductase CG5065
Biological process (GO): long-chain fatty-acyl-CoA metabolic process
Cellular component (GO): peroxisome
Molecular function (GO): alcohol-forming very long-chain fatty acyl-CoA reductase (NADP+) activity
Source: RefSeq, a predicted model, not a curated record
ACGAAGCGGACGCGACGCUAAAAGAUCACUUAAAAAGCAGUUAAAAAAGGGCAAGAAGAACGGUCAACUCUCUCCCGCGACCGCCCUCUGUCUCUCUUCUUCCGCCGUCGCAGUCGGUUCGAUUUCUUUGCGCCUGCGCAACGGUCUUCGCUCUCUUCGCGCGCUCUCUCACCUGUCUCUCUCGCGCUGUCGCAAAAGUGAAAAUAUUUGGAGAAAUUUCUUGGGGGUCCAAGAAGAAGAAGAAACAAGAAGAAGAAGCAGCAGAAGAAUUUCAGACUGGAGUUUUUUAGUGUGUCAGGAGUGGCUAUCAGUAUCAGUAUCUCAGUAUCGGUAUCGGCUCAUCCGUAUUGUACCUUGCCUUGCCUAUAGUGUCAAAUUGAAAAUAAAUAAUCUCUGCAUAAUUGUCAACGAGAAUCGUUUUCCGAAAUCGUUUUUUGUCGAAUCAGUUUUUUUCCAACCGAACGAACGACCUCGAAAACCCCGCAAGUGCAAAAGUUCAGAAAAAAAUAAAUAAUAUAAAAAACGGGAACCGGAGACCACAACAAACGAAUUAUUUGCAAGUCCCCCUUUUAUGUCAAUGACCUAGAUUCGGUGUUCCUCGGAAAAAGAAGCGGGGGAAAUUCGAUUCACAAAUCCAGUCAGUUCAAUCGAAACGCGAGCUGCUGCAGCAUCUUCAGAUCGUCUUCGUCGAUUAAAGCCAAUAUAUUGGGCUAUAUGUUUGUCUGACAAGUCAGCAGAGCAAUAACGCUUGGAAGUUGUCGUAAAUCGGUCACGUUCAACAACCCCCCACCCAACCCACAGGAUACACCUGAGGAAGACUAACACUCUCCUGCUGAACUCCUUUUGUACAAUAAAAUAUAACAAAGAACAUAGAAGAACCUGAAAAGCCAAGGCAACCUCCUGGACAAGCGCGACUCAUGGAAACAUGGAUAAACGCUCAGCGGCGACAGAACGACUUCCAGCUAGCUAUUCCAUAUAAGUUUAUAUGAACAAUUCAUACGCUUCCAACUAGGGCAAACUAGAGCAAGCAGCACUUCCAAACAGAAACCAAAAGUAAAUAUUGAAUAUUAAAGACGAAAAACAAAAGGAGAAGGAUAACUCAAGCGCACACUGCAAAUGACAGAAAGAACUGCUUCCUAGCCUAAAACUUAAGAAGGAUAAAUACGAUUCACACACACACACUCAACACAACACAAACACAAAUUUAACCAACGAGGACCGGCAGAGCAAGAAACAAUCGAACAUGUCAAACGCGGUCGCCAACAAAGCGGAAACGGAAGCAGCCACAAACAGCAGCCUCAAACAGUCGCCCCCUCAGCCCGCAAACAGUCACGAUGCCGCCAAGCUACUCAACGGCAGUUUGGCCCGAACCAACGGCUUAACCCAUGCCGCCAGCUCCAGCGCAUCAUCCUCAACGUCAGCCAGCAACAACGCCUCCUCCGGCUACAACGGUUCGAGUGCAGCAGGAUCGGGCUCCGUUUCCGGUUCCGGCGGCGCCAACUCAUCCUUAGCUUCAUCCUCGGCCGCGGCCGUCUCGAGCCUCCUGUCCGCUGUGACGCCCUCGACGGCACUGCCCCUGCCACCCAGCAGCAAUGGCCUCCAGUUGCCCUACGAACGCUUUCGGGCGGAAGACACCAGCUAUGUGCCCAUCGCCCAAUUUUACGCGGGACGCAGCGUUUUCAUCACAGGCGGCACUGGUUUUAUGGGAAAGGUGCUGGUGGAGAAGUUGCUGCGCUCAUGUCCGGACAUAAGGAAUAUAUAUCUACUGAUACGACCGAAACGCGGACAAGAAGUGUCGGCACGUCUCACGGAACUACUAAAUGCACCACUCUUUGAAUCACUGCGGCAGGAGAAGCCCAAGGAGCUCAGCAAAGUCAUACCCAUUUCGGGCGACAUAACUUCCGAGGAACUGGGAAUUUCAGAAAAAGAUCAGAACCUACUGUGUCGCAAUGUUUCCGUUGUCUUUCAUUCGGCUGCCACUGUGAAAUUCGAUGAGAAGCUCAAACUGUCUGUCACAAUCAAUAUGCUGGGCACGAAACGUCUCGUCGAGCUCUGCCAUCGCAUGCUGUCACUGGACGCACUAAUCCAUGUAUCCACUGCCUAUUGCAAUUGCGAUAGAACCGAUGUGUCUGAGGUUAUUUAUGCACCGCCCUACAAUCCCGACGAUAUCAUCUCACUAAUCAACUGGCUUCCGGAGGAUAUACUCGAUCAGCUGACACCGCGCCUAAUUGGCAAGCGUCCCAAUACGUACACAUUUACAAAAGCCUUAGCGGAGCAUAUGUUACUUAAGGAGGCUGGUAAUCUGCCCGUUGCCAUUGUGAGGCCAUCGAUUGUGACUGCCAGUCUGAAUGAGCCAUUCGCCGGAUGGGUGGAUAACUUCAAUGGGCCAACGGGCCUAGUCUCGGCGCUGGCCAAGGGCAUGUUCCGUACGAUGAUGUGCGAGAAGAACUAUGUGGCCGAUAUGGUACCUGUCGAUAUUGUGAUUAACCUGAUGAUUGCCGCCGCCUGGCGCACAGCGACCCGCAAGUCCAACAACCUACUCAUCUACAAUUGUUGCACCGGCCAGCGCAAUCCCAUCAUCUGGUCGGAGUUUGUCAAACACGCCAUGUGCAGUGUGCGCAAGCAUCCCCUGGAGGGCUGCCUGUGGUAUCCAACUGGCGACCUGCGCAUGAACCGCCCCAUGAACACACUGAAUUGUAUAGUCAAACACUUCCUACCGGCCUACAUUCUGGACGGAGUGGCAAGGAUCAUGGGCAAGAAGCCAUUCGUUGUCAACGUACAAAAUAAAAUUGCCAAAGCUGUGGAAUGCUUAGAGUACUUUGCCACACGCCAAUGGCGCUUCAAGGACGACAAUGUCCACGCCCUGCUGCAUACGCUGAGUCCCAAGGAUCGCGAGAUCUUCGUUUUCGAUGUGCGCCACAUCAACUGGGACAACUAUGUGGAACGCUAUGUGCUGGGCUUCAGGGAGUUCCUGUUCAAGCAGCGGCCCGAUUCGCUGCCGGCCAGCAGAAAACGCAUGCUCAGGCUCUACUAUCUGCAUCAGCUGACCAAACUGGUGGCGGUGCUGCUCACCUGGCGUUUCCUAAUGUCGCGCUCCAAGCGCCUGAAUGACUUGUGGAGCGCCUUUUUGGAGAACGCGUUGAAGAUGGCACGCUUGAUACCCUUUUUGUAAUUAGCCGGACGAGGAGGUGGCGACCGAUGUGGAAGCUGAGACACACAUAUAUAUAUUAUAUAUAUAUGUUUAUUCGCUGCAAUCUGGCAGGAUCUGCGAUGUUCAUCAUCAUCAUCUUCCUUGCGAUUUCUAAGACAUUUUAGAGGUUUUUAGCAAAUAGUUAUAUUCAUAUUUUUAUGUUACAAAUUGAGUAAACAAACAGCAGAACCCACAAAACAUAAAACAAAAAAAAAGAAAAAAGGAAAAGAAUAGAAAACGGAAACAUCAAAAACCCAUAGAAAGAACAUCGCGCUAGAUGGCAGAUUAAAAUAUUACGAGUGGUAAACUCAAAUGGGGUAACUAUUAAAUGGCAUUGGCGCGCAUACACACACAUCACCCAUUUAACUUAUUCAGGUGCAAAGAUAUAGGUCGGGAUUUAAAGGCCUCUGGUGUCGGUUGUUGUCUCCACUUGUCUCUCUCUCUCUAUCUCUCUCCUUCUGCGAGAUUGUAAAAUUUUGUGAAAUAAUUAAAGCGCAGAAAAAACCCAAAGUAGAGGAAGUGAAUUCCACCUUUUUGCAUAGAGAGUUGGGGGGGGUGUGAGAAGAGUGAAUUUAUGGUCGGGGAUUCGGCGGUAAUGAAUGAAGCAAUUUGCAUGAUUUAGUACAUCCAAUGCUAUAAAAAAACCACGCACCCACACACCACAAAUAUGACGAUUAAUUCAAGAAAACCGAUUAGCAAAGAGAAUAAAUGAAAUUAAAUGAAAUGGCUUGUUAUUGCUUUAAACAAUUACAUAAACGUAACGUAAACUAUGCUAAUUAAUUAAUAUUAAUUAUAAAUAUUAUUACGUAACGAGCGAACAUUGCAUAUAAAUAAUACGACAAGACAAAAACCAACAUUAUUUAUAAUUGAAUGUAGUCUUAACAUUUUUACAUUUACAAUUAAGUUUUCAAUUUAUAUAAAAACCAAGCAGAAGGAGCGGAAUUCUAUACGACAGGAGACGAAAAAUUCAAAUAUACAAAAUUCAAUUUAUGUAUAUGUAUAUGACAAAAAAGCGAAACAAAAGCAAAAACUACACAAAAAAAUCCAUAAUAAUGAUAAUAAAUUAAUGAAAAACAAAAAAAAAAAAAUUAUAUUUAUAUAUAAACAUCAGAAACAUAAUUUCUUAGCAUUUGCAGCCUAAAAAUCUAAAUCUAAGCGUAGCCAGAAAAGAGUUUCCAAAAAAAGAAGUAAUAAACUAUGAAUGAAGUUUUUUGAGACAAACGCAAUUAGAGAAUCAUGAUUAUGAAAAUUUAUAUUUAAAUGCGAUAAAUUAUAAACAAAAACAAAACGAAAAAGAAAAAAAAACAGAACACAGACACACAGAAGAAACCAAGACACAUAUAGUAAGAACAUUCCAUCCAGUCAGUAGGAAAAAUCGGGUCAUCAACCAAACUCUUCCUCCACUUUGGACUUUUGCUUCCCGUCUCGUUUGAUCGAUAUGGGCCAGGUAAUAUUGGCCGGGUCCGGGUUACGGCCAGGAUAGUUCUCGUUCUCGGGUUCGUUUUCGUGCAAUUAUUGAAUAUCUUAUGUUAUGCCUAGAAUUUAUUAUGUUUUAUUUCUAAAUCGAUUUGUAAAUUGCAGUGCAUCAAUAAAAUACACUUCCAAAAUAAUAAUACAAAA